GGGUGGGUGGGCAGGAACCCAAUUCAACCUGCCCUUGGUUCCUUUUAAUCUCCUUGUCUCAUGUCAUGACCCAGACUCUCCCAAGCGAGAUUUUUAUGGCCACGCUCUCUAUUCUCCUUUGUUUUCAUCAGCUGUUGAAACAGGAGUCACUUGGAGCCAAGUUCUACAGAGUAAAGUGGGAGGGAGAAAGAGGCAGAAGCAGCGAGAGGAAAGAAAGAGUUGAGUCGGAUGUGUUGAGACUCACAGCUGCCAGAGCCGGGCGCAAUGGGGGUUUAAACUCAGCAAGUUGACCUGAAUCAGCUGCAGGACAGAUGCUUAAUAAGAAGGGUUAAAUCUAUAGCUAAGGAAAAAAAACUCACGCAUCCCCCCCCUCCAUUAUUCUUUGCAUUUAUCCUGCCGGACAGAAGCAAACAGGAUGUCUUCCCAAGGGCUGGUGACCGACGACCUCUCCAUGGAUAGCAACUUUGCUUAUGACGAUAACUGGUAUAUAUAUGACCAAAAAGGGGACCAGGAUGACAUGACUCCUGAAGUUAUCCCAGACUGCCAUCCCACCAUCCCUUAUGACCUCUACCACGCCUGCAUGGCUCCAGUAUCACUGGUCGUCUUGCUGAUUCUCUCUAUGCUGGUGAAGCGGAAGAAACUCUAUAAAAAUUGUUGGGAUGGAGCCCCUGGACUGCUAAGCCCUGUGCAUUUCUUGGAAGAGGAAGGUCACAAGGGGCUCUCUGUGGCAGUUUUUGGCAUCCUCUUCUCCUCCUUAUGCAUCCUGGUUCUGGAUAGCGACCCUCUGCCCUUCAUCUCCGGCUCCUCGACCCACAAUCGAGAGUACUGGAAGAUCAUGGCUUUGCUCUAUUACCCUGCCUUCUACUACCCCUUAAUUGCAUGUGCUACGGUCAGGCCACGGGCUUGGCUGUCCUGGUGCCAUUGCGUGGUCCAUCUCUGGCAGAAGGUGGAAUGCCCUCAGUCGCCCAAGAUUUAUAGGUACUAUUCCCUGCUUUCUUAUCUCCCCAUCAUCCUGUGCCUUGUGGUUUUGAGCCUUUGGUAUCCUGCACAGCUUGUCAAGAGCUUCAGGGAGCAGAAGAGGAAGAAAGUGACGGUGGAGCUGCCGGGGAGUGGCUAUUACGAAGACUAUCUGAAGAAUAUCCUGGCAAAAAGGACGCCAAAUAAAAGCAUCAGCAGAGCCAAGCCAAGCCUGCUGUCAAGGAUCCGCUCCUAUGUCUGCUCAUUCCUCUACGCACCUCAGGAAGGCUUCCAAAUCCCUCUGAAGCUGGUUCUCUCCCUCGCCACAUCUGUGAUUGCUGUCUAUCAGGUGGCCCUCCUCCUCCUGGCAGUCUUCGUCCCCAGCAUCCAGAUAGUAAGGUCUGGGAUGACCAAGGAGCUGACUGCACUCUUCAUCCAGUUUGGUUUAGUCCCCUCUGAAAAUCCCGCUGGGAUCCCUGGAGACAAAGAGUUAGCCACCCUCAAGCACUACAUCUGGUCGCUAGAAGUCUGCUUCGUCUCCUCCCUGGUCGUCUCCUGCCUGCUGACUUUCUGUAUGCUGAUGAAGUCCAUGGGGAAGCACAGGUGAGCCUUGUCCUUCUGGACUCCACCGGGGGCAGGGAAGGGAGGUCCAUCAGGGCAAACGGGGCUCUGCCCCACCCAAAUCAGGCUGCCCCGAGCCAGCCCCCUCCUGCUUCUCUUCUUAACUGGCAAGAGAUAUGGCAUGCCAUUCCCUUCACCUUCCUCCUCCUCCGUUUCACUUUAGGUGCUCCAGCUGAAAACCCCAAUCUAGCAUUGCAGAAGCUCUGUGGUUUGUGCAUCAAGCCACUUCCACUGCUGUUCUCAUCCCUGCUUUGAGAACAAAUGCCUUCACUUGGCACCCACCAUCCUAAAAGUCCUUCUUUCGCAAUGAGGAGUUGAUCUAUGGAAGCCCUUCCCCCGGGAGGGAGGGAUGGCCACUAAGGUGGAUGGCUUUAGAAGAGGAUUGGACAAAUUUAUGGAGGAAGAGAGGUCUUUCCAUGGCUACUGCGAUACCAUGAUAGCUGUGCUCUGCCUCCACACUGGGAAUCUACAAAAGUGCAAAUGCAAC
This is a messenger RNA of Podarcis muralis (Common wall lizard), 2065 nucleotides long. NCBI's taxonomy places the organism in Eukaryota, Metazoa, Chordata, Lepidosauria, Squamata, Lacertidae. The record is from RefSeq and is a predicted model, not a curated record.